Messenger RNA from Rotaria sp. Silwood1, 3429 nucleotides. The record is from the annotation of a GenBank genome assembly. NCBI's taxonomy places the organism in Eukaryota, Metazoa, Rotifera, Eurotatoria, Philodinida, Philodinidae.
AUGGACCAACCAACUAACACAUCUAACCUUGAUCCGUUGGAUAAUCUUGAUUUUAUUCUCACACCCAGUAUGUAUCAAAAAAUGUAUAUACGUAUGACUAGUUUUCAAACUUACCUAUAUUUCUUUGAAGAUGUUAUUCAAUCAUCAGUAUCAACUGAAGAAAUUGGUACUCGCAUUCGCUAUGAUUAUAAUACAUGGGAAUCAUUUUAUGAGAUCGAUGUUGCAGACUUAAAUAUGACACUAUAUCCAGAUGAAUUGUUCAAAAAUUUGCUAGAUGAUAUUAGAACACUGGAACCAUCUUCUGUUCCUAGUUCUACUAUGGAUGAAAUAAGUGAAUUAUUAAACGAUGAUGCAGAUGUUUUUUCUCCAAUAGAAUCAAAUGACAUGGCUGAUCGAAUACCAAGCACUGAUGAACAUUUGGCCAUGAUUAAAUCAAGCGAUCCAGUACUACCAAUAGCUCGUCCACAUAUUGAAAAAUCACCAACAAAAAAUCUUUUCAGUACGUCAAUACCAUUAUCCACAUCGGUGGCUGUUACAGUUCCAGCACCAAAUCGAUUACUAAUUCUUCAACCAUUAGAAGAUACAUAUAGAGCGCGAUAUAAAAGUGAUUAUUUUCCACAAAGUGGCACUUCUCGACGGCCACGCUAUGUUGCUGAUAAAGUUGGAAAUCAUUAUGUUACAUUACAAAUGCCAAAUGAAUAUAAACAUGGUUUUACAAACGAAUACAUUCGUGUUGCAUUAAUAACAAUAUCAAUGGAUGAUCAUGGACAUUUUUAUAGUCCAUAUAAAUUCCAAAUAAAUCAUCGCGAUGCUAAAGUGCCGGAUCAGAAUCCUAUUUAUAUACCUGUACAAGCACAAAAAAAUAAUAAUUUUACUAUGAAACUUCAACUCGUUUUGAUUAAAUCCAAAUUAGAUCAAUUGAAUGAUGCUCAACCAUUAAUACCUUUUACGGAUACAAUUACUAACAUACAAAAUAUCAUUAAUGAAGAAAAAUUGGCACCGAAAGAUUUAAUCAAUACAUAUCAACUUGAGAAAUCACAUAUAGCAUUUACAUUAUGUACAAAAUUACCAAAUGGUUCAUAUGAUAUACAUCCUGAAACAACAGUUAUUUCAUCAGUUAUAACUGAAUCAUCAGCAAAACAAUUAGCAACAUCAAAUAAUAAAGCAGAACUUAGUAAACAUUUUUAUACAUUGAAUAUGGCUCAUAUCCAAUGGUCAGUGGAAGAAUAUAUCAGUACAACUAUAUUCGACGAUAAUGGCAUACAAAAAUCACUUGCAUUAAAUUGUGAUUCUCAAGAGGACUGCCAUGUUGCAACUGUCGAUAAUAUUUCGCUUUCAUGUGAUUCAAUAGAUUUCAUAGAUCCACGAAAUUGUGGUAUCGACAAAAGUGAACUUGAUUUAUAUUUUCCGGGACGAGAUAGUUCGACAAGUACUAAAAUCGAAACUAACGAUCAUCUUGCAUUGUCUAAUUAUAUUCCAAAUUCAUUCGAAAACCCUAUUCAUAAAGAUAUACAUAUAAAGUCAAAGUCUAGUCGUAUUCCAUUAUCUGAAUCCGUUGGUGUGACAAUAUCAAAACAACCCCAAAGUCCAUUGUGUCCAAUUGAAAUUGCUCAUGAUCUUGAAUUAAGUUAUAAACCACGAUAUAAAAGUGAUUAUUUUUCUCAAGAUGGAACGAUUCGAAAACCGCGCUAUGUGGCUGAUCGAAUUGGCAAUCAUUUUGUUACCAUCAAAGUACCAAGUGGUGUUCAAGGUUUUCUUCGAGUGGAUUGGGUCACCAUUCCAACUAAAAAAAAUAUUCGAUAUUCCAUGCCUUACAAGUUUCAAAUAAGCAACGAAUCUCCUGACGUAUCUGAUAGCAACCCAAUUUACAUACCUAUUAAGGCUGAUAGUUCAGGAAUAAUGCAACUCUAUUUAGUAUUAAUUAAAGCGAAACAAGAUGAAUUGAAAUCACUUCAACCACUCAAACCAUUUCAAGAUAUUUUUGGUGCAUCAGGUCAAGAUGACUUGAAACAAAUGUUUAUAUUAAAUCCAAAACAAUUAAUUCAAACAUAUCAAUUAGAUAAAUCUCAAUUAGCAUUUACAUUUUGCACUCUCAGUUCCAAUGGAAUAUCAUAUAUAUCUGAAUGGAAUACAACUGUCUAUUCAACUGUUCUUACAGAAAUAUCGGCUGAUAAUUCAAAAAAGAGACGAACAACUUGCCCAAAUUGCUUGCACUCAUUCGAAUUUACAAUUAUGACAUUUUUUAAUAAUGUAUAUGUCGAACGUAUAUCUGAAGAAGCACAUGGUGAUAUUUUAUCAUCUCUAAAAGAGGAAAAUGAAGUAUUAUCUGAAUUGGGCCUUGACAAUUUAUUUGAUCAAGAUUUAUUUUCAUUGGACUUUCCACUUUCUGGUGCAUGUAAUCAUUAUAAUCUCACUCAAGCUUCAGAAAAUCCUGUUGAAUCGUAUGGAUUUGACCAAUAUUUGGGACUAAAACUCCCUGAAUGUACAAAAGAUUUUUCUGUCAAACAUGAUAAUAAUCAUGCAUUGAUGAAUAAUUCGUCUACGUCAUCUGUCGAUAAUAAAAAAAGAUCAGAAUUGAAUACAAGACCAAUUGAAUUAUCACGGUCUGUUGACGUUGGUCAGUCACAAAUACCGAUAAAACCUUCGCAUAAAAUACAAAUCGUUCAUCCAUUAGAAGAGUUUUUUCGCCCACGAUAUAAAAGCGAUUAUUUUACAUACGAUGGGAAAACUCGUAAACCAAGAUAUGUGGCUGAUCGCGUUGGUAACCAUUGUGUUACACUUAAAGUACCAUUGGGUGUUUCUGGUGUGAUUCGAGUCGAUUGGCUAACAAUACCUACUGAAUCGGGUAAUCGAUAUUCUAUGCCUUAUCGAUUUCAACGAGAUAAUGUAUCACUUGAUGUAUCAGAUGCUAAUCCAGUUUAUAUAUCCAUCACGACUGACGAUGUGGGAAUAAUGAGAUUGUAUUUGGUAUUGAUUAAAUCGAAACAAGAUGAAUUAAAAGCACUUCAACCUCUCAAACCAUUUCAUCCAUUUCAAGAUGUUUUUGGUAUAUCGGAUAAACAAAGUUUGAAACAAGCACCUCCAUUACAUCCAAAGCAAUUAAUUCAAAGUUAUCGACUGGAUAAAUCUCAAUUGGCAUUCACAUUUUGUGCAUUGGGUUCAGAUGGAAAAUCUUUUAUUCCGGAAUGGGAUACAACUGUUUACUCAACGGUUCUUACUGAAAUGCCACUAGAAAUUUCCAAAAAGAGAGCACUUUCAUGUCCGCAUUGUGCUCAUGUAUUUGAUCCAACAUCGUGCGGUGAUGAUAAUGAUGAUGUUCACGAAAUAUUAAUGGAUCAACGAAAGGUAAAUCGAUCUAGUGGUGAACAAUUAAUACAAACAACAAAAAAACGAAAGUCUAUUCAAAAUGACAUCCUUGUUCUUCAUUGA